Cuscuta europaea is the source of this 1636-nucleotide messenger RNA. The record is from the annotation of a GenBank genome assembly. NCBI's taxonomy places the organism in Eukaryota, Viridiplantae, Streptophyta, Magnoliopsida, Solanales, Convolvulaceae.
UUCUGAUCUGGUUGUCCAAAAUCCAAAUUCACCAAUGCAUAAACUUCCCUCCAAAAUUAAAAUCUCCCUCCAAGCGGCAUCAUAAACCCUAUCCCGCAUUCCUUCUUCCAUUUUUUGGAUCGUGUUCAUUCCAAAGAGAAACAAUGUCGAAUCAUGAAGACCUCGAUCUCCUCCUAUCGCUUCAAGAUAGGGUUUUGGAAACACCCCCUGCUUCUCCCUCAUCUCACUCUACUGGUUAUCUUUCCGAUGAAGGCCCCCCUAAGAGAGUGGGGCAGACGGACAUGUCUGUCUUCCGAGAUGCCGUUCAGGACUGUAUAGAUUACGAUUCUGAGAUUGCUAAGAAAGAGCUAAAAUCUAAACCCAAAGUUUCCAAUUCCUCCAAAGAUCCAGAGGUGGAAAGGUUUUCCGGUUUGCGGAUCCGGAACCAAUUAGUCUCCCCUGUGGAGCUCAGCAACCGUUUGUCUGACAUCCGAUUUGUUCGGUUACCUGCAAUAAAGAAUUUGCUUUCUGGAGAUACACUUUCGGGGUGUUGGGCAACAAUUGGAGUGUUAACUGAGAUUGGGAAACCAAGGACUAGCUCUACUGGAAAGCCGUAUGCAAUAUGGAAAAUGGGGAGCUUGGAUGAAAAGACUGUUUCAGUUUUUUUGUUUGGUGAUGUUUAUAAGAGACAUAACAAUGAGAAGCCUGGGGAAGUGUUUGCACUUUUCAAAUGCAGUGUCCGCAAGGAUAAUUCGGAGGGUGGCUUUAGUUUGAGCUUAUUUUCAGUAAGUAACAUCUUAAAGAUUGGCACAUCUGCUGACUAUGGGAUUUGCAAGGGGAAAAGGAAGGAUGGACUGGCCUGCACACUAUUCAUUAAUAAACGGAAUGGAGCAUAUUGCAGCUACCACCGACAGAAAACAUCCGAAAAGUACACUGUCACCAGGAAUGAACUUAAGGGGGGGAACUUAAGGACCGCUUUUAGGCGUGAUCUCAAGUCCGAAGGAAUAUAUAUGGUUAACCCUUCAGCAGACAUAACGAACCCCACAAAGAACAAAGCACCGGUGAAAUUAUAUUCCACAGACCAAUUAAAGAAGGCAUUGAGCAAUGCAGGAAAAGUAACUACAAAUGCAUACUCUCAGGGAAUUCGGUUCCUUAACAAAAUUGCAGAACAAUCAAAAAGCUCCAAAGACUUCAAUAUUUCAAAAAGUUCUAUUGCCCAGAACCAAAAAACAAGCAAGCCAGAAGAAAGGAUACCAUCAAAUAAGAGAAAAAAUGCAACUCAAGUUGCGACAGGUCAAGAAGUACAAGACAAGAGAAGAAAACCAGAUGAGGUGAAAAGUAAAGUAAAAGAGGAGCAGGUGAAAAAGAAAAUGAUAGAACUGUACGCUGUUAGCUCAGAUGAUGAACUCUAGAAUUCCCAGUUUUUGGUCUGGGAAAUGAGAAUUCAGUUUCUGAAUGAUAUGUAAUAUUUAAAUCGAAUGACUAGUGUUAUGUGUAAACCUCAUAGCCAAGUGUUGGACAUAACAUUGAGUCUAGGAUCACAGGGUUCAGAUUUUAUAGAGUUUUUAGUUUUUAUUUUAUUUUGUAAAACUCGUCACUUUUCUUAUCCAUAAUGAGCAGAGGAAUGAUUCGGUGAUCAGUAUUACACAUAAUCACC